This is a messenger RNA of Penicillium paradoxum, 321 nucleotides long. RefSeq lists its product as uncharacterized. NCBI's taxonomy places the organism in Eukaryota, Fungi, Ascomycota, Eurotiomycetes, Eurotiales, Aspergillaceae. The record is from RefSeq and is a predicted model, not a curated record. Bases 1 to 321 code for a protein of 106 amino acids. The transcript has a single exon.
AUGCUAAAACCGUCACCCCCACUCAGUUCCUCCAAAAACCCCAUUCAGACAGAGCAAGUCUAUGACAAUGAGUCCGAGGCAGGCAAUGCUCUAGCUGGGAACCAAAUGCUGGAACACUUUAUCUGGGGAGAUCUAGAAGGCCUCGAGGAUGAAGAUCUUCACCCCCAGAGACACUUUAAGAAACAAGGAUUUAACGCGCAGCGUGAGAUGUUUGAAGAAGUUACUAAAAGUAUCCGGGGCUCAUUUGGGACGAUUCACUCAACAGACUUCGUUCCCUCCAGAUUCCUUGCAUCAUCACCCACGAAAAGCAGGAAGCUGUAA